This is a messenger RNA of Asparagus officinalis (garden asparagus), 972 nucleotides long. Its product is annotated as zinc finger protein ZAT4-like. The coding region runs from base 231 to 836 and encodes 201 amino acids. The record is from RefSeq and is a predicted model, not a curated record. The transcript has a single exon. Gene Ontology annotation, biological process: regulation of DNA-templated transcription. Lineage: Eukaryota; Viridiplantae; Streptophyta; Magnoliopsida; Asparagales; Asparagaceae.
CCCCCCCAAAAAAAGGAAAACAGAGAACAAAAUUAGAACGAACAGGGCAAAAUUGAGAUUAAAAAACGGCCUCUAGCCUCAUUUCCAUCUCAAAAGAAACGCAAUAAAUCUCAAAUGGCCUCCUCGCACAUCGAUUCAAAACGCUGAGAAACGCAAGGAUCCGAUUGAAUCCUGUCCACCCUUUUGAGCUCUACCGCUGUUUCAUUCUCCCCCAAUUUCCCCUGUUUUAAAUGGACGACAAAGCCUUCACCAAUGUGGAUUCAGCUGGCCAAUCCGAAAGUGAUAUAGAAGCGUCAACCUCAUCAAGAAACAGAAGUAGACCGAAAAGGAUGGAGGAAAAUUGCGACGACAAAGAGAAGGAGGAUGGUGCCAUGAUCCUUGUGAUGCUUUCAAGAAACUCAUUUGAAGAGUACUCGGAUGAGCUCAAGAAGAGAAAUGUGAGUUAUGGUGUCUCCGAAUUAGGCAGGGGAAGGAGAUUCCCUCGGUUCGAUGAUGAAGAUUAUAACGCCAUUGAUUCCGAUAAGAGAAGAAGAUACAAGUGUAAGACUUGCGAUAAGACCUUCAAUUCUUACCAAGCUCUUGGAGGUCAUCGAACGAGCCACAAUCUCGAUAGAAAUCUGGGUGUGAAAACCGUGAAAAAACCGAAAAAGGGGAGCAAGGAUCAUCAUGAAUGCUCAUUUUGUGGCAAGGUAUUUCCUUCAGGCCAAGCUUUGGGUGGUCAUAAAAGAUCACAUUGGAAUUCAAACUCCAUCGAUGCCCACCUCAACGAUUGUAAUGAUGAAGAUUAUGGCAAUAUGAAUGGAAAUUCAGAACCAAGUCGAUUCUUGUUGAUCUGAUGUACAGGUUACUCGGAGAUUUCUUUUUUCGCCCCCUGUAAUGCUAGAAUCUAUUUCUUAAGCUCGUCUAUUUUCUUGUAAUAAUAUAUAGUAGAUUACAUUGUUUGUUCAUCCUGAUUGAGAUUUUUAAUGUUAG